AUGAAGACAGCCGAAGUGACCGAGAAGGGCCCAUCACGGAGCUCUUCUGAUGAUGUAUCCACCAGGAAGAUAUACACUAUGAGGGACCACUGGAAAUGCCUGUGUGCGUGCACACUGGUAUCCAUGUGUCCGUUUCAGUAUGGGCUGGACUUUGGUCUCAUUGCUGGUCUUCAAGCUAUGGUCGGCUUCCUCAAGGCAAGACCUCACCCAGUCGCUACUGGCUGGAACAUAUCUACCGAGAGACAGCAACUCAUUUCCUCACUCAUGACGCUGGGAGCAUUCCUCAGCUCUUCUUUAGCAGGCCCCAUUGCCACGGUCAUGGGUCGAAAGGGAAGCAUCUGGAGUGCUGUUGUUCUUUGUGUUAUUGCAAAUGUCAUCAUGAUGACGACUACCAACAUCGGUGCCAUUUACGUCGGCCGUCUUGUCAUUGGCUUGGCGAACGGGCUGUUCAUGACCUUCUCCCAGCUUUACAUCCAGGAGUCUGUGCCAGCCCGUUACAGAGGUUUAAUGAUUUCUUCCUUCCAAGUCUGGACAUCUGUGGGAACACUGGUCGGUACGAUUGUCGACAACUUCACCUCGAAAAUCACGACCCGCGAGUCCUACCUCAUCCCUCUAGGCCUGGUUUUUAUCGUCCCAACCAUCAUGUCGAUCGGUCUGUUCUUCAUACCAGAGUCGCCAAGGUGGCUAUUAGAGCAUGGCAAUAAGGAGAAGGCCCUGAAGUCACUCCUCUGGCACCGGCCUUACGGCCAGAUAGGGGCUGAAGAGGAGCUCAAGGAUAUCCAGGAAGCACUCGAUAACGACCUAAAGACGAAGGAGAAUGUCAGUGUCAAAAACAUGUUCAACAACCCUGUCGAUCGAAGACGGACUGUCCUGUCUGUUCUGGCGAUUACCCUGCAAGGCGCUUCCGGCGCCAUGUACAUGAUUGCGUAUGGUACAUACUUCUUCGAGAUGGCGGAUAUUGGCAAUAGCUUCGAAAACUCGUGUAUCCUCACUGCGGUGGGCGUCAUCGCCAUUUUGAUCAACAGCGCAGUCAUUACGCACAUCGGCCGCCGUCGCAUUUUCCUCAUUAUAGGAAUGUUCAUCUGCGGACUUACACAGCUCCUGUCCGCUGUGGUGUACACUGUUCAGCCUGGUACAGUGUCAACAGGGAGAGCAAUAGUCGGUCUUUCAGUCGUGUAUAUCAUCGGUUAUAAUGGAAUGGUGGCUACAUAUGCCUGGAUUUCAGGUGGUGAAUUACCGUCGCAACGACUUCGAUCGUACACUUUCGGCCUCGCUACAUCGAUUGCCUUCUUUGCAGCAUGGCUGGCAACAUUCACGGCACCGUACUUCAUCAAUCCCCAGUCGCUCAACUGGGGCCCAAAGUAUGGAUACAUCUGGGUUGGACCGUGUUGGAUUGGCGCGUAA
Cryphonectria parasitica EP155 is the source of this 1404-nucleotide messenger RNA. Its product is annotated as general substrate transporter. The transcript has 6 exons. The coding region runs from base 1 to 1404 and encodes 467 amino acids. The record is from RefSeq and is a predicted model, not a curated record. NCBI's taxonomy places the organism in Eukaryota, Fungi, Ascomycota, Sordariomycetes, Diaporthales, Cryphonectriaceae. Gene Ontology annotation, cellular component: membrane. Gene Ontology annotation, molecular function: carbohydrate:proton symporter activity. Gene Ontology annotation, biological process: carbohydrate transport; transmembrane transport.